AUGGACACCGAACUUACAGAAAGAGUGAUCAUCGACAUUGGGUCACAUAUGAUAAGAGCUGGGCUCUCAGGGCAUGAUUCUCCUAAAGUUCAAGAGCCCACUGUUGUUGGGAGGCCAAAGUUAGCAGCUGCUUUGUCCUUAGACAGCAAAGAUCUUUACAUAGGCCGCGAGGCUAUUGAAAAACAAGACAUUUUGCAGCUUUCACACCCUGUCAAAUACUCUCAAGUUCAGAACUGAGAUGAAAUAGAAAAGCUUUAUCAUCACAUUUUCUUCAAUGAGCUUCUAGUAGAUCCAAAUCAGCAUAAAAUCAUGAUAAUGGAGCCUCCACUAAACAAAAGAGCAAAUCGUGAAAAAAUCACUGAAAUCAUGUUCGAAACUUUUGGAGUCCAUGGACUUUAUGUAGCUAACAGCGCUGUUAUGUCACUUUUUGCGAGUGGGAGGACUACAGGACUAGUCAUAGAAAGCGGGCUUAAUGAAACAUCUAUUGUCCCGGUAUUUGAAGGGUAUGCACUUCCUUGUUCUACAUUAAAAUUAGGUAUCGGUGGAGAAGAAAUCACUGAUUUCUUAUUGACAAAUUUAAAAGAAAGAGGAAAUGAGCUUCCAAAUUCUAAGCAAAGCGAAAUUGCUCAAGAUAUCAAAGAGAAAUUGUGUUAUCUGUCUCCAGAUUAUCAACAAGAAUUAAAUAUUGCUUUGACUACAAGCUCUAUUGCAAAGGAAUAUGAAUUGCCUGACGGAAGAUCAAUAACUUUAACUGUUGAAAGGUUUAGAAGUCCUGAAAUUCUAUUCCAGCCUCUUCUUAUUGGAAAAGAUCAGCCAGGAAUUCAUGAAUUGUCUUAUAACGCUAUCAUGAAAUGUGACCAAGACAUCCGACGUGAAUUAUUUGCCAAUAUCAUUUUAAGUGGCGGUAGCACUAUGUUUCCCCGAAUAAAAGACAAAGUCCAACGCGAUAUCAAAGCGCUAGCUCCAAGCAACUUAGACGUGUUCGUAAAAGCUCCACCAGAGCGUAAACACCUAGCAUGGAUAGGUGGAGCCAUCCUAAGUUCUAUUGAUAAAUUCCGCAUGUGGAUUUCUCGGUCAGAAUUUGAUGAAUUUGGAUCUGCAGUCGUACAUAUCCCUAUCCCCUUAAAUUCUCAAAAUUUCAAAAUAUCUCUCCUAAUGUAAAAUACAUAGAAAAAAGCAUAGAAAAUGCUUUUAA
Molecule: messenger RNA, 1195 nt
Organism: Blepharisma stoltei
Lineage: Eukaryota; Ciliophora; Heterotrichea; Heterotrichida; Blepharismidae
Source: the annotation of a GenBank genome assembly